AUGCACAAGCUUCUAUCAAUCUUUCUAGUUGUAUUCUCACUCACCAUUUUCUACGUUGAAUCGGGAGUUUUACCAGUUUCAUCAACUGAAGUUGCAGUAAUCGAAAAAUCAUUGGAAAGUUCUGAAACAUCAAUCGAUACAUUAGGAAGUUCUCGCGUAAAAAGAAGUGGUUGUGGAUGUGGAUGUGGAUGUUGUUGUUGUAGACCAAAGUAAAUUUAGAAACAAAAGUCUACAGUAAUCCGAAUAUAUUUCAGAUGCUGCUGCUGUUGUCGCAGAUGUUGCACUUGCUGCAGAACAUGUUGUUGCACAAGAUGCUGCACUUGUUGUAGACCUUGUUGUUGUGGAUGUGGAUGUGGAUGUGGAGGAGGAUGCGGAGGAGGAUGCGGAUGUUGCGGAGGUAUUUGAAAUCCUUAAUUAGAUUUUUAAAACAUUUUCACGUGAACCUCUUAAUUUCUCACAGAAAAAAAAGAAAUAAAAAUGAUCCAUAAAUAAACGUGACCGUUAGAAUGGUCGCAUUUUCAGGAUGUGGAUGUUGUGGAUGUGGCGGAGGAGGUCGUAAAAGAAGAUCACUCCAAAACUUGCGAAUCGCGUUAGCUAACAAGCUCGAAGGACUUGCUGGAUUUGUAUCUCCAAUCAACAAUCACCCAACAAUUGAGGAGAAAAAAGCACUGAUUAAUUAA
Molecule: messenger RNA, 680 nt
Organism: Caenorhabditis angaria
Lineage: Eukaryota; Metazoa; Nematoda; Chromadorea; Rhabditida; Rhabditidae
Source: the annotation of a GenBank genome assembly